AUGGUUAGUGCUGGUGAUAAGACAACAAUGCGUGAUUUAAGUCAAAUGUUGAAGAAAAUGCCACAAUAUCAAAAAGAGCUAUCCAUGUAUUCAACCCAUUUUCAUUUAGCUGAAGAUUGUAUGCAAACGUAUCAAAAUCAUGCUAAUAAAUUGUGUAAAGUUGAACAGGAUUUAGCUAUGGGUACAGAUGCCGAAGGUGAACGUGUUAAAGAUCAUAUGCGUACAAUGGUACCAAUAUUAAUUGACCAGUCAGUAUCAGCUUAUGAUAAACUACGUGUUAUCCUGUUGUAUGUUGUUCAACGUGGUGGAAUAAAUGAAGAGAAUUUAGCUAAAUUAGUACAACAUGCUCAAAUACCUUCAUCACAAGCCUGUAUUAUACGCAACUUGAUACACUUAGGGAUACCAAGCAUACAAGAUGCUACUGGAGCUAGUAUCGGUCGACGGAAACUUCCUCAGCCUUAUUUGCCUGGCAAUCGACGUCAACGUGAAGAUGGCCCAAGAUAUCAAAUGUCUCGUUGGACGCCCUACAUCAAAGAUCUUAUGGAGGAUGCUGUUGAAGAUAAAUUAGAUCAAAAGGCCUUUCAAUACUUUGGUGGUGGACCUGUUCGUGGACCGGGUACCCGGACAGGGAAUGCACCAAUGUCAGCUAGAUAUGGUAUGUGGCAUCGAGAUAAAAGUCAACAACCACGUUCUGGGCCUAGACUGAUAUUUUUCAUUAUCGGUGGAAUAUCCUAUUCAGAAAUGCGUUGUGCUUAUGAAGUAAUGAACACAACAACUGGUAAACAAUGGGAUAUUAUUGUCGGUGGAACCCACCUCCUAGUACCUGAAGGAUUUCUGAGCGAUUUAGAAAAAUUAUCUUAUCCACCGGGAACAGUACUUCCAUCAGCGAAUACUAGUAGCGGUAGUGGAGUCGGCGGAGGCGCACAGGUGA
Molecule: messenger RNA, 931 nt
Organism: Trichobilharzia szidati
Lineage: Eukaryota; Metazoa; Platyhelminthes; Trematoda; Strigeidida; Schistosomatidae
Source: the annotation of a GenBank genome assembly